Messenger RNA from Homarus americanus (American lobster), 8372 nucleotides. Its product is annotated as titin-like. NCBI's taxonomy places the organism in Eukaryota, Metazoa, Arthropoda, Malacostraca, Decapoda, Nephropidae. The coding region runs from base 129 to 6008 and encodes 1959 amino acids. Gene Ontology annotation, molecular function: GTP binding. The transcript is spliced from 16 exons. The record is from RefSeq and is a predicted model, not a curated record.
AGUAGUGGCGGGUGUGUGAGUGUGUGAACAACGAGGGCAUCCCGGCUUCUUCCUCCUCCACGACUGUGCUUCAUCUUACCCGGCAGGGUCCCGCAAGCAGAAGUGAGCUGCGGUGACCUCGCGGCAAGAUGGCCUUCGGCGGGUUGAAGACAGCGGUGGUGACGGCUGUGCUACUCACCACCUCCUUACUCAUCUUACACCCAGUGUGUGGUGAUAAUCCAUCCUACACAGAGUGUCGUCCUCACAUAGAUGCCACCAUCCGCGACCUGGCAGCCAAGGCCAUCUUCGCCGGGGAAGUGCCCUCAGACGACCUUGGCUCCCAGGAAUACGACGAUGCCGUGACUGAAGCUGCACAUGUUGAAGAGUCAUUACCAGUCGAACCCACCAAACCAUCUCUAGAACCAGAGCCUGAAGCACCGUCAGAAUCGGAAGAACCUCUGGCGCCUGAAGAACCUCCGCCGCCUGAAGAACCCAAACCUGAAGAGGUUGUUGAACCAGCAGCACCUGCUGAGCCAGAAGCACCUGUUGAGCCAGAAGCACCAGUUGAGCCAGCAGCACCUGCUGAGCCCGUGGCACCCGCCGAACCUGAAGUUGUAGUUCUUGAAGAGCCAGCAGCAGCUGAGGUGAAGCCUGGGCCCAUUGUUGAGGCUGCUGCUGCCCCAGUGGUGGAGGAGGCGCCGGCAACAGUGGAGAACGUGAAAGCCGAAGAUGAUGAGGUAACGCCCGUAAAAGAGGCAAAGAAGAACAACAAUAAACAAGGCAAAAAGAAAAAACAGAGAAAGGUAAGGAAAACGGUAACUGAUAAGACACCUGAUGAUGAGGAAGAACAGAUGGAGAAAGUUACGGAUGAGGAAUUAGAAAAGGAAGAAGGGAAACAAGAGACAAUGGACGAACAAGAAUUAGGAAGUAAUGUUCAGGAAGAACUUCAAAAAGAUGAAGAGAUAAUUAGUGAAAGUAAAGAAGCUGAAAAUCAGGAGGAGGUUGUCGAGGAUGAGGUAAAGGAGGAAGCUCUCGAGGCUGAGGUCCAGGAAGAUGUCGAGGAUGAAGUAAAGGAGGAAGCUCUCGAGGGUGAGGUCCAGGAAGAUGUCGAGGAUGAGGUAAAGGAGGAAGCUCUCGAGGAUGAGGUCCAGGAAGAUGUCGAGGAUGAAGUAAAGGAGGAAGCUCUCGAGGGUGAGGUCCAGGAAGAUGUCGAGGAUGAGGUGAAGGAGGAAGCUCUCGAGGAUGAGGUCCAGGAAGAUGUCGAGGAUGAGGUGAAGGAGGAAGCUCUCGAGGAUGAGGUCCAGGAAGAUGUCGAGGAUGAGGUGAAGGAGGAAGCUCUCGAGGAUGAGGUCCAGGAAGAUGUCGAGGAUGAGGUGAAGGAGGAAGCUCUCGAGGAUGAGGUCCAGGAAGAUGUCGAGGAUGAGGUGAAGGAGGAAGCUCUCGAGGAUGAGGUCCAGGAAGAUGUCGAGGAUGAGGUGAAGGAGGAAGCUCUCGAGGAUGAGGUCCAGGAAGAUGUCGAGGAUGAGGUGAAGGAGGAAGCUCUCAAGGAUGAGGUCCAGGAAGAUGUCGAGGAUGAGGUGAAGGAGGAAGCUCUCGAGGAUGAGGUCCAGGAAGAUGUCGAGGAUGAGGUCGAGGAUGAAGCUCUCGAGGAUGAGGUCCAGGAAGCUCUCGAGGAUGAGGUUAAAAAAGUCGAGGAUGAGGUCGAGGAGGAAGCGCUCGAGGAUGAGGAAUUAAAGGAAAAUAUUAAGGAUGAGGUCCAGGAAGAUGUCGAGGAUGAGGUCCAGGAGGAUGUCGAGGAUGAGGUCCUGGAAGAUGUCGAGGAUGAGGUCCAGGAAGAUGUCGAGGAUGAGGUUAAAGAAAUUGACGAGGACGAAGACCAAAGUGAAACUGAAGAAGCUGUAGAUGAGGUAGAGGAAGAAGAAGAAACUGAGGCAGAUAAGGAGAAUGAAACAGAAGAAGAUAAUAAUGAAGAUGAUAUUGAUGAUGAUGUUAUUGAGCAUAUGGAAACAGCAGAAGACUUGAAGACAACAGAAGAAGAGAAACACACUGCUCCAGUUGAGGAAAAGCCGAUUGUACAAGUUCCUAAACCAAAGAAAGAAGAAAAAGUUCUAGGUGUAAUUGACAAGAUCGUCGUCGCCAUCUUCGGUGUAUCGAUAUUAGAGGAACGAGAUCCAAAGUGGACAGAACCCUGGCAGACACACGAGGAGUUCAAGAAGAAGAAGGAGGUCGUCGAGGAACCUAAAGUAACCAAAAUCGACAGGUCAAAAGGUGGAAUUAUUCAUAAGUUCAUUACUAUCUUCUUUGGGGAACCAACAAAAGAACGUGAUGCCAAGUGGACAGAACCUUGGCAAACACACAAGGAACACAUCAAGAAGCCUAAACCAGCUGAAGAACUCAAAGAGAAGAAAGUUGUUGUUACAACUGGAGGACUCAUUGAUUCUUUCGUCAAACUUUUCUUCGCUGCCCCACCAGAAACUGCCAAGCGUGAUCCUAAAUGGGCUGAACCUUGGCAAACACACAAGGAACACAUCAAGAAGCCAAAGCCAGUUGAAGAAAUCAAAGAGAAGAAAGUUGUUGUUACAACUGGAGGACUCAUUGAUUCUUUCGUCAAACUUUUCUUCGCUGCCCCACCAGAAACUGCCAAGCGUGAUCCUAAAUGGGCCGAACCUUGGCAAACACACAAGGAACACAUCAAGAAGCCUAAGCCAGUUGAAGAAAUCAAAGAGAAGAAAGUUGUUGUUACAACUGGAGGAAUCAUAGAUUCUUUCGUCAAACUUUUCUUCGCUGCCCCACCUGAAGCUGCCAAGCGUGAUCCCAAGUGGGCCGAACCUUGGCAAACACACAAGGAACACAUCAAGAAGCCUAAGCCAGUUGAAGAAAUCAAAGAGAAGAAAGUUGUUGUUACAACUGGAGGACUCAUUGAUUCUUUCGUCAAACUUUUCUUCGCUGCCCCACCAGAAACUGCCAAGCGUGAUCCUAAAUGGGCCGAACCUUGGCAAACACACAAGGAACACAUCAAGAAGCCUAAGCCAGUUGAAGAAAUCAAAGAGAAGAAAGUUGUUGUUACAACUGGAGGACUCAUUGAUUCUUUCGUCAAACUUUUCUUCGCUGCCCCACCAGAAACUGCCAAGCGUGAUCCUAAAUGGGCCGAACCUUGGCAGACACAUAAGGAACACAUCAAGGGCAAAGGUGUUUCGGCUAAGCUAGUACCAGCAGCAGCUCCUGCCCCUAAGCCUGAACCAGCCCCAGUUCCAAAAGCAGAGCCUGCUCCUGUACCAAAAGCAGAACCUGCUCCUGCGCCAAAAGCAGAACCUGCUCCUGCACCAAAAGCAGAACCUGCUCCAGUUCCAGUAGCAGAGCCAGAACCUGUCGUCAAGGAACCUCCUGUGGCAGAGGCAACGUUUCCUGCUGAGGAAGUGGCAGGUAAACACGAAGAGGUCGACGACGAAGAAGAUGAGGAAGAAGAAGAGGAAAUUGACACAGAUGAAGACGUAGAAGAAGUUGACGAAGAUGAAGAAGAGGAAGAACUUAUUGAUGAUGAUAUUGAUGAAGUCGAGGAGGAGGAUACCCAAGACAUUGAUGAUGGAGUUGAAGAUCCCAUUGAGGACACCGUCGAUAGUGAUGAAGCUACUGACGAUGAAGAUGACGAAGAGUUAGAGACAGAUGAUGAUGUAGAGACUGAUGAAGAGGAGGAACUCGCCCAUGACGAAAUUGACGAAGCCUCAGCGGAAGAUACUGGUGAUGAGGCUGAAGAAGUUGAGGAAGAAACUGAGGAAGCUGAAGAAGAUGAGGAAGAUGAGGAAGAUGAGGAAGAUGAAGAAGUUGAAGCUGAAGAAGUUGAAGCUGAAGAAGCUGAGGAAGUUGUGGAAGAUGAAGCUGAGGAAGUUGAAGCUGAGGAAGAUGAAGCUGAGGAAGCUGAGGAAGAAGCUGAAGAAGCUGAGGAAGAAGCUGAAGAAGAUGAAACUGAGGAAGAUGAAGAAGCUGAGGAAGUUGAGGAAGAUAAAGCUAAGGAAGUUGAAGAUGAAGAAGCUGAGGAAGUUGAGGAAACUGAAGACACAGAGGAAGCUGAGGAACUCGAGCCAGAGGAGGAGGAGGAACUCGAAGUAGAGGAAGACGAGACAAUGACAGAUGAGGAACUUGAAUCUGAUGACGAUGAAGGUCUUGAGUCAGAUGAUGAAGGUUUUACCACAGACGAAGACGAAGACGAAGACGAUGACGAUGACGAACUCGAGGUUGAGGCAGACAAGGGAGAGGUUGACGAGGGAAUUGAUGUUGAUAGUUCUGACGGCGAAGGUGGCGAUAUUCGGAGAGAUUUUGAGACUGGUAGUGAUGAUGAGGGUGAAGGAGUUGACGAGGAAGAGAUCACAGAGAGAGACGAAGACACAAGAGACGAUGAAUCAGAUGACGAUGAAGCGGCAGCAGACGAAGACGAGGAUGAUAAAGCAAGACUCAGCCCAGACGACGAAGGUACAGGUGAAGCUCUUAAGGCAGCCUCCGUUGAUGCCAAACCAGUGGCUGACGCCCCCAAAGCCCCCGAGCAGCAGGUACUGGUGGAAGAAGCACAGACACAACAAGUUCCUCCGCCAGCUCUACCGAAGGAGGAGGAGGAGGAGGAGGAGGAGGAAGAACAGAUAGUGGUUGUACCUUCCUCCUUCCGCUCCCGAGACCGUCUGGAAGCCAUCUUGGGCCUAGACGAGUCCUCACGAGACACAGCCGCCCGUACAGACCCCAUCGCUGACGCCACCCUGAAGGAGCUUAAGAACAUCUACGAAACCACCAUCAGGCCCCUGGAGAUGCUCUACAAGUACCAGGACAUCUCCAAUCGUCAUGUGUCCGACGCUGAGCUCUUCGGCACCCCGCUCAUCCUGCUGGUGGGUCCUUACUCUACAGGCAAGUCCUCCUUCAUCAACUACCUCUUGGGCGUCGAGUACACUAAGCGAGCCCUCAAGACAGGGACGCCACCAAGUCACGGGGCGUUCCGGGUGGUGCAGUAUGGAGAGAAGGACAGCGAACUGGACGGCACCGACCUCAGCGCCCACUGGUCCUUCACCUCCCUUCAGAAGUUCGGACAAAACUUCAUUGAUCAGUUUACCGGCAAGGCCCUCAACGUCCCUCUACUGAAGAAGGCGACCUUCGUGGAAGCUCCGGGUAUCUUGGAGAUGCGACGACCAGGGGAGCGACUAUACCCCUACAACGAUGUCGUUCAGUGGUUCAUUGACCGCGCCGACUUGAUCCUCGUCAUGUUCGACUACACCAAACUCGACGCUGGCUACGAGCUGGAGGCUAUCUUGGACCAACUAAAGGGACGCGAAGCUCAGACCCGCAUCCUACUGAACAAGGCUGACCAGGUACCAGCCGAGGAACUCAUCAAGGUACAAGGCUCACUCUUCUGGAACCUGAGUCCUCUUCUGGGAGUCUCCACGCCGCCCACAGUCUAUGCAGGCUCCUUCUCUUCCAAGCCUUACCGGACUUCCUCUCCAGCUCGUCUCUUCCAGGCCCAGGAAGAAGCACUGCUCAGCGAUAUCGCCCUGGCUGUGAACUCUCGUGUUGACAACCGCAUCGCUAUCGCCCGCAGACACGCGGUGCGUGUGAGGAACCACGCCCAGAUGGUAGACACCUACCUCACCACCUACUACAAGAACAAGGGAUUCCUCACCAGCAAGCAUAAGCUGGUGGAGGACAUCACCGAAAACCCUCACACCUACAACAUCUACGAGGGCGUCAGCAUGUUGACCAAUAUCUCUCGCUACGAUCUCCCUGACCCGGAAAUUUACAGGGACUUCUUCAGGGUGCACAGUUUGUUCGACUUCCAGACCCUGAAGGGGACGUGCUCGUUCUUCCGCGGGUGUCCCCUCACCAAGAUAGACGCCGCCAUCAGCAGUGACCUGCCGGAGCUGCUCGACCGUUACCGUCGCCUACUGGAGGCUGCCGCCUCUGCUCCGACACCCAAAUCCAAGGGCGCCACCCCCGUGCCCGUCCCGCCCGUCAGAGGCUCCGUUCCCGCCGCCGCCACCGCUCGUACCUCCUGAGCACCUUGCGUCACGCCCCCGCACGCCCGCAGCUCUUGCAGAGGCGCGGGGGCGCAGCACAGCUGAAUUUUGUGUGAUAUUAAAACUGGAGACGCGACUGGCCCCUAAGCCGCCGUGACCCCAGACGACGUGAGGAGAUGGGUGGGCGGGAGUAAGACGGGGUCACUCAGGUCACGCCCCCGCCAUACCCCCGCGACGGUGUUGUCACAGGUGUGUGUCAUCACCUGCCGACACUAGUUACCCUACUGGAGACUUUACUGCUGCCUCUCUUGGUUCCUGGGUGUGUGAGGCGGCCGCUGUCCCUCACACUGACGGCAACAGACAGGCGGCACCGCCCCUGCAUUCCCACCACACCUCCCUGGUCCACUGCCUCGUGACGCUCUUCGUCUCUACUCUCUUCUUUACCAAGUUUUCAUCGUCGUCCCUCGCUUGACAGCCUUACAGACGACCCUCAGCUGACCUGCAGGUGGGAUGCGGGGAGGCCAGGCAGGGCACGCCCACCCUCCGCCCCACAGCUCGUCCUCGGGCUACUGUUCAGCCCGAGGACAACCUUCGGGCGGGGCAGCGUGGGAGGCCCCUGGCUGCCCUACACCAUCAGGAGAAGAUAACCUUCAUGUCUACACAUAAACCUCACUACCAUAGGCAAGACUCGAGAUUCCUCUCUGUUGUGUCGUCUUAGAGCAUUCCAGGUCCGUAGACGGUGACUUACGAGAGGGAUUCCUAUGUUGAAGACGUUGAUGAUGACUGUCCCGCCCAGGUGCCGCAGGUGUCGGCGGCCCGCCAGGUUCCCAUAGUUUAAGAUUCAUUGUUGACACCUGUAAACUAAUAUAUCGUGAAUGAAGACAUCAUAUACAUCAGUGUCCAAUUGUCUCACUCAUUAGCGGACUGUAAAUAAUACUUCAUUAGCACGUGAUGUAUAUAUAAUUCGUGGAGUGACGUCAUCGUCUCUCAGGUAAGACAGUCUCUCCCCCAGAGAGAGAGACAGAGAGACUGCCCAGAGACCAACACCUGCCGCCCGUGGCCCCGGCACCUCGCUCAUGAAACUCAAUAAUUAGACUUAAGGAUUUUAUACACGGAUGAGUACAAUCUAGUCAGCUUGUUCCUUUGUGAAGGAUCAGUCUCUGGACGGCCUUCUUGUGUGACUGUUACACCGACUCUCCUGCCAGGGAGUCGCUCAUCACCUUCAACUCUCUGCUACAUCAAGUAAGGAAACACUCGGCACCAUCGCUCGAGGACCAGACUAUGGCGGUCAUCUGUCGCCAAACAAUAACACUCCUGGACGGUGUAGCAGACCCCUAAGGUGUUGGUGAGCGACGCCUGCUGGAGAGGCCUUAUGUCCAUUGGUCGCUGCACCAGUAGGACUAAUGUACAUUGGUUGGUCCGGAUGUUAGGCGAAAUGAUCGCUAGUCUCAGCGUAUGGACACAACACAUGUUGCUUUAUGUAUGAAGUUACUGCCAGUUGGUUACUACUAAGGCUUACGGCUGCUGCGGCAACAAACACUCACGUCAUUAAGUUGACAGAAAAGUUUUUUGUUAUUUGAAGGUUUUGUUUGUCAACGGGGCGUGUCAGGUACAGGGCCAGGUGUCCUCCCGUGGCCGGCCUCAUGCUACGGCCUCUCAUCACGGCCUCACACCAUGGCCUCUUGUCAUGGCCUCAGACUAUGACCACUCACCAUGGCCUGACAGGGCCGAGGCACACCUGCCGACCGGCACGCCCGUAGCAGCCUACACACACACACACACACACACACACACACACACACACACACAUAAACAAACACACACGCACACACACAAAUACACACACACACACACACACACAAAUACACACACACACACUUAAUGUAUCAUGUUUUACGAGUGGUUUUUCUACAGUGUAUAAAGGAAUUUGUAUAUGAUUGUAUCACGUCUUGUACAUGUCUGUCACGUCACCCUUGACCUACCGUAGACUAGUCAGUAACUACACGUAUACAGUAGAUGCCGCUAAGGGACCGUAACCUACCCGCCGGGCGCGUGUGAAGCAGCGGCCUGGCGGGAGACCUGUUACUCUUGUUGUUGAUGUUAACACGGACGCUGGUCCCCAUAUUUUCUAUAGAGUAGAGUGUUCGGGGGAUACUAUAGUGCAUCUCUAAAAAAAUAAUAAUCAUAAUAAUAAUCCCUCGUGUUGUUGUGGUGAGUGUGUGUGUUUGUAGGGUCACCAGCUUCCUGUCGUCACCGCCCCUCUUGGUGAACUCCCCUCUGUCAUCUCGUGAAGACUAUCGUAUGUGUUGACCUUUAGUGAAUCCUACGUCCGUUCGUCCCCUUGACACUGGGUAAAUAACAUAACUACGUAGGGAAUGUUAUAUAAUAAACUUGUAUCAACCA